GUUUUUCUCUAAACAAGGAAAAAUGGAUGUCAUAUUUAGCUGUGUAAUAUGGUUUCUCUUCACAUGGCUUUCAAUAGUAGCUCUGAACACCAUUUUCAGAGGAACCAAACCAGCUUCUAGGAAGCUUCCUCCUGGACCGAACAAACUCCCUAUCAUUGGCAACCUCUUAGCUCUCGGUGAAAAACCUCACAGGUCUACAGCCGAGCUCGCCCAGAUUCAUGGCUCCAUAAUAAGUCUUCAACUGGGCCAGUUGACCACCAUAGUCAUUUCUUCCGAAUCCAUAGCCAAACAAGUCCUUCUAACUCACGAUUCAGCUUUCUGUAAUCGUUUCGUUCCCGAUGCCGUGCUUGCUCACCAGCAUGAUGUUUUCAGCAUGGUUUGGCUUCCGGUCUCCACCGCGUGGAGAACUCUCAGGAAAAUCAGCAGCUCGCAUAUUUUCAUUACUCAAAAACUUGACUCCAGUCAAGACAUCCGGCGCAAGAACGUGCAUCAACUCCUUUCUUAUGUUGAAGAAAAUUGCCAUGCUGGUAAAGCCAUAGAUAUUGGCCGAGCCGCUUUUAGUACUAGUCUUAAUUUGAUAUCAAACACUAUGUUCUCCGUUGAUUUAGCCGCUAACAAAUCAGAGUUUAGGGAGCUGGUGUGGAAUAUUAUGGUAGAAGCAGGAAAGCCUAACGGGGCCGAUUAUUUUCCUGUGCUGAAAAAGAUUGACCCCCAGGGAAUAAAACAUCGCUUGACCAUUCAAGUUGGGAAGAUGUUGGAGCUCUUUGAUCGCGUGAUUGAUCAACGCUUGAAGCUGAGAGAAUUCCCUGGUUAUGUUAAAACCAAUGACAUGUUGGAGACUCUUCUUAACAUCAUGGAAGACAAAACUGAAGCUACCAACAGGGAUUAUAUCAGGCAUUUAUUUCUGGAUUUGUUUCUUGCCGGUACUGACACAACUUCCAACACACUGGAAUGGGCAAUGGCGGAGCUCCUCCGUAGUCCUGAAGCCUUAUCAAAAGCCCGAUUAGAGCUGGAGCAAACUAUAGGCAAAGGGAACCCAGUUGAAGAGUCAGACAUCCUUCAAUUACCUUACUUACAAGCAAUCAUCAAAGAAACUUUAAGAUUGCAUCCACCAGCUCCCUUUUUGAUUCCCCGCAAAUCCUCCAUAGAAAUGGAAAUCAACGGCUUCACAAUCCCAAAGGACGCCCAAGUUUUAGUGAAUGCAUGGGCAAUUGGCAGAAACGAAAACAUAUGGGACAACCCCAACGCUUUUCUCCCGGAAAGAUUCUUGGAGUCGAACAUUGAUGUCAAGGGGAGAAAUUUCGAGCUCAUUCCGUUCGGUGGGGGGCGGCGAAUGUGCCCUGGAUUGCCACUGGCAAUCAGAAUGCUGCAUUUAAUGUUGGGUUCGCUUCUUCACGCCUUUGAUUGGAAGCUUGAAGAUGGCAAUACGCCAGAAGAAAUGGACAUGGAAGACAAGUUUGGUAUCACUCUACAGAAGGCAAAGCCACUUCAUGCCAUCCCUAUUGCGUGCAAUUAGAACAAGUUUGACUUCCUAGCAAAUAAAUAAUCUUCAUAUUUUCAAGUUUAAUUAAUUCAUUGUAGUUUUUCUUGAUUUUGGGGUGUGUAGUUUUGGUUUAGUAUAGUUUAAGAAUUUUUUUAAACCAAACUGAAAAACAAAAUUUGAACAAAAUUUUGAUAUAAACUGAUCCUGAAAGUUAACGUGCUGGAAGAUAUGGACAUGGAAGACAAGGUUGGCUUCACUCUACAGAAGGCAAAGCCGCUUCUUACCAUCCCUGUUGCGUGCAAAUAGAAUGAGUUUGACUUGCGUGCAAAUAAAUAAUCUUUAUAUUUUCAUGUUUAAUUAAGUGAUGUAAUUCUUCUUGAUUUGAAAUAUAAUCACAUAUAUUAUGGAUUAGUGACUUUAA
Mangifera indica (mango) is the source of this 1904-nucleotide messenger RNA. Its product is annotated as geraniol 8-hydroxylase-like. The record is from RefSeq and is a predicted model, not a curated record. Gene Ontology annotation, molecular function: heme binding; iron ion binding; monooxygenase activity. The transcript has 2 exons. Bases 23 to 1516 code for a protein of 497 amino acids. NCBI's taxonomy places the organism in Eukaryota, Viridiplantae, Streptophyta, Magnoliopsida, Sapindales, Anacardiaceae.